Molecule: messenger RNA, 1733 nt
Organism: Etheostoma cragini (Arkansas darter)
Lineage: Eukaryota; Metazoa; Chordata; Actinopteri; Perciformes; Percidae
Product: alanine aminotransferase 2-like
Exons: 12
Coding region: 175-1650 (491 amino acids)
Biological process (GO): biosynthetic process
Molecular function (GO): pyridoxal phosphate binding; L-alanine:2-oxoglutarate transaminase activity
Source: RefSeq, a predicted model, not a curated record
AGAGGCGAUGGAAGGCGGGGCGGUUGGGUGGGAAUAUGAACGCGGAGACGCUUAACUGCCAGCUCGAGCUCUAGAGUACGUAAACUCACGAGCCGAAGAGACUCCUGCUUCAGCCUUCCUGCUGAACAGAAGAUAGCCAGUCCAGUGUGACGGAGUGCGCGUGACAUAUCAAACAUGUCCCAGCAGGCAACGAAUGGGGUCCCGUGCAGGGGCAAGGUGCUUACUUUGGACAACAUGAACCCCAAUGUGAAGCGGGUCGAGUACGCGGUCCGUGGUGCUAUAGUCCAGCGGGCUGUUCAGAUAGAGAAGGAGCUGAAAGAGGGAGUCAAGAAACCUUUCACAGAAGUCAUAAAGGCUAACAUAGGCGAUGCCCACGCCAUGGGUCAGAAACCAAUCUCAUUUUUCAGACAGGUCCUGGCUCUGUGUUCUUACCCUGAACUCCUGGAAGACAACAAGUUUCCAGAGGAUGCCAAGCAAAGAGCGCGGCGUAUUCUCGAGGCCUGUGGAGGCCACAGUAUAGGGGCCUACAGUGCUAGCCAGGGCAUUGAGUGUGUUCGUCAGGAUGUGGCGCGCUACAUAGAGAAGAGAGAUGGUGGAAUCCCCUCCAACCCUGACAACAUCUACCUCGCCACUGGAGCCAGUGAUGCCAUUGUGACCAUGCUAAAGUUGCUGGUAUGUGGCGAAGGCCGUGACCGGACAGGAGUGAUGAUCUCCAUCCCCCAGUACCCUCUGUACUCGGCCGCAUUGGCAGACCUGGGAGCCGUUCAGAUCAGUUACUAUCUGGACGAGGACAAGUGUUGGAGUCUGGAUGUCACAGAGCUCAAGAGAGCAGUCAAUGCAGCCAGACAGCACUGCAAUCCCCGCGUCCUCUGCAUCAUCAACCCCGGAAACCCCACUGGUCAGGUCCAGAGCAGACAGUGCAUCGAAGAUGUGAUCCGCUUUGCUAAAGAGGAGCAUCUCUUCCUCAUGGCUGACGAAGUCUACCAGGAUAAUGUGUAUGCAGAGGGCUGUAAGUUUCACUCCUUUAAGAAGGUGUUGUUUGAGAUGGGACCAGCUUACUCCAGUACAGUGGAGAUGGCCUCCUUCCACUCUACCUCCAAAUGCUACAUGGGAGAGUGUGGAUUCCGUGGAGGCUACAUGGAAGUAAUUAACAUGGACCCUGAUGUAAAGGUCCAACUUACAAAACUGGUGUCUGUGCGUCUUUGCCCCCCCGUUCCCGGACAGGCUCUCCUUGACCUGGUGGUCAACCCCCCGCAGCCUGAUGAGCCUUCCUACAACACGUUUAUAAAGGAGCGGACAGCGGUGUUGGCAGCUUUAGCAGAGAAGGCCAGGUUGACGGAGCAGAUCUUCAAUAAAGUACCUGGCAUCACCUGUAACCCUGUGCAGGGGGCCAUGUACACCUUCCCCCGCAUCGCUCUACCGCAGAAGGCCAUCGACAAGGCAAAGGAGGAAGGCCAGGUCCCAGACAUGUUCUACUGCAUGAAGUUGCUGGAGGAGGAGGGUAUCUGCCUGGUGCCAGGUAGUGGUUUUGGCCAAAGAGAGGGAACCUUCCACUUUAGGAUGACCAUCUUGCCUCCUACGGAGAAGCUGGAGAUCGUACUGCAGAAGAUCAGUGCCUUCCACGUGCGGUUCACACAAGAGUUUUCAUAACUAUCAGGAGACCAACUCAAUCAGUGCCAGUAUCUUUAAGUGCCUAUGUGUGAAGGAGGCAGCAGUAAGGCUGCAGUCAAUAG